This is a messenger RNA of Cheilinus undulatus (humphead wrasse), 2494 nucleotides long. RefSeq lists its product as uncharacterized. Lineage: Eukaryota; Metazoa; Chordata; Actinopteri; Labriformes; Labridae. The coding region runs from base 146 to 2113 and encodes 655 amino acids. Gene Ontology annotation, biological process: SCF-dependent proteasomal ubiquitin-dependent protein catabolic process. The transcript has 5 exons. The record is from RefSeq and is a predicted model, not a curated record. Gene Ontology annotation, cellular component: SCF ubiquitin ligase complex.
CUAACGCAGAGACUCCAACCAGGAAGUGCUAAGGAUAAAGGUUGUUUUUGCAUUUUUUCCAGUCUUCUUGUUUAUGGGACUUUAAAACAAACCAAAAAAAAAAAAGAAAGAUUCUCAUUGGUUUAGCAGACACUGCAGCCCAAGGAUGCCCCUGUUUCAGGCUUCAGGGGAAAGUGGUGGAGCAAAGGCUCAGCCCAAAUGGAAGAGGAGGAGGAAUAGGAAGAAAAAAUAUGGGGAGAAAGAUGAUGAUGACUCUGUGCUUCCACUUACACGUCUGUGUCUGCUGAGCCUGGCUGAUAACAUGAAGGAUGUGUGGGCCAAAGAUUACGCUGACAACUACCUGGAUCAGUACUCCUUCAGACACAUCAUGGGGCCUUUCAACCUACUGCCGGGCGAUCUGGUUGAGGAGCUGACGUCUCUGCUGUGUAGCAGGAAGCAGUUGUCCCGAGCUGCUCUCCACCUCCUCCUAGUCCCUCAGCUCCGUACUCUGUCUCUGGAGAAAUGUCCCGGUCUGGCCACCUCUGCUCUUUGUGGCCACAUCACUGCACGUUGCCAGGGUUUGUGGAGUCUGGACCUCUCUGGAGCUCAGCAGCUGCCUGCAAAAGUCCUGUCAGAAACUCUGGGCUCUCUCCCUGCCCUGCGCUCGCUCUCCCUGGCUGGUACACGCUGUGAUGGAUGUGUAAUCAGAGCAAUUGUCAACCACUGCCAUCUCCUGCGCCAUCUGGACAUAUCCUGCUGUCAUUUUCUCUCCCCUGCUGCACUACUUCCUCUUGGAGGCAGGGCUUAUUUUUCAUCUUCUGCCUCCCUUUCUACAUCUAAAUCUUCAAUUUCCCAUUCUUGCCCUUCACAUUUGUCACCCCCUCCCCUCAGCAGUCUGCUCGCUCUGGAUAUCGGGUUUGGAGAAGAAGAAGGAGACCCUGUAGCAGCUGCAGCCUUCCUCCUCCUCUCACUGCCCUGCUUGGAGAGAGUGGCUUUAGAGGGUCUAGCACAGGCCUUUAGACUGAUUGAGAACAGAGAGUUUGACCAGACUGAUGCGUUCACUGACAGACAGGGAGUGCCAAGACUGAGGGAGGUUUGGAGGCAGAGGCAGGAUAUGGACAGGUGGAGUGAAAAAAGAGAAGGAGAAGAUGAUAAGGAUGACAGGGAAGAGGGGGAGAUAUUAUGGGAGGGGUCUGGCAGUGAGAGUGAGGAGGAUUCAAGCAGAAAUGCAGGACUUUACUGCUUUCAGGGCCAAAGUAAGGUCAAAAGUAGACGUAGAGUUUCGUCUCAGUCAGGUGCUGAUCAUUUGAUCCUGCAGCUGAAGGAUGUGAAGCCUGUAUCACUCGACUCUCUGGGCAGUUUAGGCCUAUUAUGUCCAGACAUCCACUCCAUAUCAGUAGACACUGACGAUAAAGAAGUCAGAAGAAGCAGUAAGGAGUCUGUGUUAGCAGCAGGGCUACAGAUGUGGUCAGGCCAGCUGAGAAGCCUUUCUUUGCACCACCCGGGGCCUUUGCUGGAUCUCCUUCCUGCCUUACAAAUAUCAGGCCCCUCCUUGGUCUCUCUCACCCUGGAGGGGGUAAAAAGCAGCCCUCGAUUUUUUCUGCUAGAAGUCAUCAGGGCCUGUCCCAGACUCAGAGACCUGCUCGUGUUUGCAGAGUGUCCCAACGAACCACUGGAGGAAGAAGAUGGAGAGGAUCUGCCACGACUGCCUCACCUCAGCACUCUAACACUCCAAUUCUCCGAGGAGCCCAAACAAAUUCAACCUCUCAUCAUGUUGGGUUCGCCCUUAAGUAAGGUGCUUACGAACCUCCUGUUGGGUUCUCCUUUACUGGAGAAGCUCUCGUUGGUCUCCCUUCCCUGCCCUCUGAACCUGACUUUACGUAAUGCACUGGAUCAGUUGGACUCCGAGCUGCAACUCCAUACAGGCUCUGUACCUUUAACUCCCAUGCCUUUUGGGCGACUGCAGUACGUCAACCUGCGAUGGACAGAUGUGGAUAUGACAACACUAAGAAGUUUAAUGCAGCGGAGCAGGAGACUUAAGUUUAUAGACGUAAGCCACUGCUGGCAAAUCGGUCACAUCAAUUACCUACAAUAUGGCAUAGACAGUAGAGUUCAGCUCGUCUGGUCAUACUGAAGACAUGCUUCAAUCACAGGAGCAGCAUUGCUUAUUUGAUUUAAUUCACUUACAGUGUCAAUUGCCUCAGUAUCUUUUUGCUUGUAUUAAUAUAUCUCUUACGUAUGUAGAUAUUAUUAUCGAUAACAUACUGCACAUAUAAUGUGAUCUUUUUUACUUUAUAGGCACUGACAGAAUGUAUUAUGCCCUUUUAUGAUAUGCUGUUGACAUGUGAAAACAUGUUCCUAAGUGCUUUAAAUGGGUACAAAAUUUCCCUAACUACUAUUUCAAAUGAGUUUUUUGACUAUCAUGAUUUUCUAGGGCAAAAGGGAAUUGAACACUUGUUUUUGCAGAAUCCUGUAAGUAUAUGUUUUAAAAUCUCACAAAAUUAAAUGGAGUCAU